Molecule: messenger RNA, 2756 nt
Organism: Chelmon rostratus (copperband butterflyfish)
Lineage: Eukaryota; Metazoa; Chordata; Actinopteri; Chaetodontiformes; Chaetodontidae
Product: FH1/FH2 domain-containing protein 1
Exons: 9
Coding region: 662-2341 (559 amino acids)
Biological process (GO): actin filament network formation; cortical actin cytoskeleton organization
Cellular component (GO): cytoskeleton; cytoplasm
Molecular function (GO): actin filament binding
Source: RefSeq, a predicted model, not a curated record
CUCACUCGCUGUCACUUCCAGAAAGAGAAACGCAGGGAGAGAGAUGAAAGUCAAGGGAGAGCUGCAGGAGCACGUCAUUAAGAUAUUCUGGCAACGCUGCAGAGAGGCAUUCCUUGGAUUUUCUCAUCUGAAUCGGACGCAGGACUAAACACACGCCGUCAAAGCUCAUGCGAGGUCACAGGUUUCUGGGACGCGGGACAGCAGUGGCGGCGGGCUCGACUCGUCGUUUUUUAGAUUUGAGGGACGAGCGCUGCACCCAAGGCAAUUGCAGGUUACGGUGCUGCGAGAACACCCAGAGGUGGUUCGAAGAUUGUGAUUUGGUUGCGUGAGUUAUGCGCUCCUGCGGUUGACGAGUGAGGCCGAGCAUCCACAGACGCUCAGAUACACAGCGUCUGAGGGGUUUGCCGACUGCACAGUGAGAAGAAAAGGUGAGGAAGAGUGCAAGUUUAGCUGCUGUGUGGAACAUAAGGACGGACGCAAAUAUGCCCUUAAUCUGAUCUGAUCCAAAAAGGCCUGGUUUUUUAUCUAAUUUGAAGAAGGAACUUGCUUUUUGGGGUCACUUUUUCUUAAGCACAAGAGAGAAAUUCUAACCUGGUCUGUCAAGGUAAUGCAGCUGAAUAUCAAAACAACUUUUUUUUUUUGAGUCAGACCUGAAAGACCAAUGAAGGAGUCAGACCAAACCAAGGAUAACCCCCUGACCUGGGAUUUUGACCAAUCCUGGCCUUCAUUCCUGAAACCAGCUGCACAUCUUUGCCUCAACACCUUUGAUUUCUCAGACCUCUGGGAUGAAGAAGACAGCACGGAGGAGGAGGCAGCCAGUGCAACCAGUGAAUCAUCGCCGUGUCUCCGAGCCCCUCCAGCACCCCCUCCCCUUCCUCCCCCUCCUCCCCUCGCCCCACCUUUGCCCUCGGCUUCCCACAAAGGUACGCCCAUCAAAUGUCGCACCUUGAAGCUCCACUGGAGGGAACUGCAGAGUUUAGCGCCUCUUCCCAGGAUGACCCGCUUCGGGACUCAGACUAUUUGGGCCAGACUUGAGCCAGUCCAUCUGGAUACAAACCGACUGGAGUACCUGUUUGAAUCGAAGGGCACCAGCACCAGUUUUAAUGUGGUUUCUGGGAGGCAGAAGCAGCCGUCAGUCUCAGUGUUGGGUAUGAAGCGGAGCAACAUCAUAACCAUUGCCCUGAGCAGCCUGCCCCCUCCUCGCCUCCUCCCCCCUGCUAUCUACAGCAUGGACAGCAGUGUGCUGGACAGGGAGGAUGUCCAGCGGCUUCAAGCGCUUAUCCCAACAGAAGAAGAGCUUUGUCUGAUCAAGGAGGCCAAGGCCCAGAACCCCCACUCCUCUCUGGCCCCAGCCGAGCUCUGCCUGCUCACUUUGGGGGACAUCCCACAUCUGAAGUCCAGGCUUCAGCUGUGGGCCUUCGCUCUGGACUACGACUCUUUAGAAAGGGAAAUUGCUGAGCCUCUCUUCCAAUUGAAGUUGGCCAUGGAGCAGCUCUCAGCCAGCCAGACCUUCAGAUGUAUUCUAGCAACGGUGUUAGCGAUCGGCAACUUUCUCAACGGAUGCAAGGCCCGUGGCUUUGAGCUGAGUUACCUGGGGAAGCUGUCCCAGGUGAGGGAUACGCACACCCGCCAGCCCCUGCUGCACCACGUCUGCGUGCUCCUGAUGCAGCUCUACCCGCAAUCGUCUGACCUCUACUCGGACAUCACUGCUGUUACUAAAGCCGGCAAGUGUGACUACUCCCUAGUGCAGACCAACUUCACCCAGUUACAGGACCUGUGCAAAGCCUCAUGGGAGCAGCUAAAGAUUUUGGACAAGGCAGAGGAGAAGAGGAGAGGAGGAAAGGUGGAGAAGAGGAGAGGGGGAGGAGAUGAGGCGCUGGCCCCGGAGGGCUCGCUCCGUCACAGGUUGCCGAAGAUUUUGAAAGAGUGCGAGGAGAGGCUGAAGGUCCUAAGAGCCGUCCAUCGCCGGGUUAUCAACAGGUUCCACUCUUUCCUAUUAUUCCUAGGCUACUCCAAAGCCAUGGUGAGAGACACCAAAGCAGAGGAUUUCUGCAGAACUGUCAGUAACUUUUCUUUGGAGUACAGGACCACGCGGCAGGCCAUCCUCCUGCAGAGAGAGAGGGAAAGGCAGAAAGGUGGAGCAGAGAGCCCGGGCCCGAACACUCCCGCCGCCAGCAGGAAACGUCAGCAAGCUCCAACACAGGACAAUGAGGAGCAACGUAGGCUGGAGGAGGUGCUGAGAACACCUGAGUCCACCUCAAGACUGGAUGUCACGCUGCCUCGAAACCGUAGGAGGAUGGCAGACGUCCAAGGUGCUUUCUCACGGAAACUGAAGUGGUGACCCUGCUGAUACACUUUCAGAAGUCGUUCAGUCACUGGUGUACUAGGAUAAAAGUGUUUGAGUUUGAGUUUAGCUUGUUAUUUAUGACAUUGUAUUCUGUUGUUGGAAGUCACAUUUUUGCUGCACAAUGUUGUUUAUCGGUGAGAAAACAGACCAGUGUGUGAGAUUUCACAUGCCAUUCAAGUUUCAAUAAUGUCUGAGUUUUGAGAUAAAGGUGCAUUAAAAUCUGUUUUGAUUUAAAUACAUCAGACAUGUGUGCAUUGUGUGUGUGUGUGGGUGUAAAUCAACAAAAUUCACAGUUAAAUAAUCAACACUGAAUGAAACGGGCAUUAGGAAGCAUUCUGUCUAAAUAAAGCCUCAAAGGAAUUCCACAUUAUGUUCACCUCCACUGUAUUCUGCUUUACAUUAAAACUCG